Messenger RNA from Onychostoma macrolepis, 6875 nucleotides. RefSeq names its product angiopoietin-like 7 (gene angptl7). The transcript has 5 exons. Lineage: Eukaryota; Metazoa; Chordata; Actinopteri; Cypriniformes; Cyprinidae. The record is from RefSeq and is a predicted model, not a curated record. Bases 5444 to 6460 code for a protein of 338 amino acids.
UUGAAAUGAUGCAUAUAUAGUCAUUUUCAAUUUCAUUAAUGGGUGUAAACAGAAUCUUAGAGUUAAUUCGAGAAUUUAUUGAAAAUGAAAAGAUGAAAAAAAGAAGUGACCAAGAUCUUAAAAAAUAAAAUAAAUAAGUAGCCCCAAACUCAGAGGUUUCAACAGAAACUUUUGACAACUUAGAACAGGCAUAAACCUCACUCCUAGGGUCAGUAUACAAACAUACAUGACAGUGAAUCGCUGAGGGUCAGCCAGCGCAUGACUGGCGAGGGAUGUGAAGAUAAUAAUCUUGAUUCUUUUCAUGGUAAAUACUCACAGAUGUGUGACAGCGAAAAUAAAUUGUUGCAUGAUGUUUGGAAAUAAGCAAGACACAGCGACAGGCGAUAUGACGUCAACGCCUCCAGACAGUUUAUGUCAUGCAUUUGGUAAUAAAUGCGGGGUGUUAAGGGAAACUCUAGCGCCAUCUGUUCCACUGUGAACAGUGAUGUGAAGAGCUACAUUGUGAAUUGUUACAACCAGAGCUUCAGAUGGAAUGACACUUUGUCUUAAAAGUAUCUGGAUGUUGAAGUCCUUAGUUUUUACAGGAUAAAGCCAGAUAAUGUUUUUCUUAGGAAAAAAAAAAGUUUUUUUUUGUUUGAAGAACACCGUGUUAGCCAAGUGCUUUAGCAACAGGUUUGGUAAAAAGAAACUCUGUUUGUGCACUUCAGAGGCUUUAGGAUGAAAAUGCUGCCCAUCAACCUGAACACAUUUCAGCUGAACUAAAGAACGUUAAUUAGCAGACACUUGGGGUCUCACGACAGUCUGAAGCUCCCAAAGCUGCUGAGAAACAUCUGGACGUCUGGCUGUGGCCGAUGGCAAUCAGACAACAUCCUCAUUGACUUCAGCUGUGCUAAUAGUACCUUUGAGUUGUGGAGCACAUUCCUGAAUAAUAUAUUUUCUGCAAUAAAAUAUAUUCAAAAACAAAUCUGUUUUUCUCUUUUAAAAAUUGGGCACCAUAUACACGUUCCGAUGAAUCUGAUAACAUUGCACUGUACACACAGCGCAAAGAUAUGUACAAAUUAAUCAGUAUGAGACUGGUGAAACAAAAAAACGUAAAAAAAUUAAUUGCAUGCAAUGCCCCUGUGUCUACAAUAUUUUUCUUCAUAUACUUUUUUCAUACCAGACACUUGGCUACAGUCUCACAGAGCGGUAUGACAUCGUAAACAGCUUUCUAACACCCUCUUAAGAGCAUCAUUAUUGUUACAAGAGCAUAUCUUGUCUAAGUGUUUUUUUUUCUUUUCUGAAAAAAAAAAAAAAGCCAGCUCCAUGACAUCUGUUUUCUUUUGUUGUCUAAUUAAGGUGGAACAUAAACCUGUCAUCAGUGUUGUCACGAUACCAAAAUUUCAGUAGUCGGCACCAAUACAUACAUACAUACACAUAUAUAUAUUUAUAUAUAUAUUAGGGCUGUCAAUCGAUUACAAUUUUUAAUCGCGAUUAAUCGCAUGAUUGUCAUGAGUUAACUCGCGAUUAAUCUCAAUUUAAAUCGCAUAUUUUUAUUUGUUCUAAAUGUACCUUAAAUAAAUGCUUUUCAAGUUUUUAAUACUCUAAUCAACAUGGGAAUGCACAAAUAUGGAUGCUUUAUGCAAAUGCAUGUUUAUUAUUAUUGAAACCAUAGUCAACAUAGAGCAGUGGUUCCCAACCUUUUUUUCAUGGGCUCCCCCUACGUACACAUAUGGUAAUCUAUGCAAUAAUAAUAAUAUACAUUUUUUGUCUCUUAGAAAUGCACAUUGAGUUGACAGUAGUAGUUCGAGUUAGAAUGCAGAUAAUUAAAGGUAAAUUUAUGUUCAUUAUCAAAAUCAGUAACAUCUGUAAAAAAAAUUGCAACACUAGCCUAUAGAGUGGUGGAACUAUGAUGUCACUUUGUAGGCAAAAACUCGGAAGCGAGUUAGUAUUUUAGCACUUCCGGUUCCAUCGUCCCAGAGUCGAUGGGUUUUUUGAAUGGGAUUUUGGUUAAAUCCCUUAAACGGUUGCUAACAAGUUGCUAAAUGGGACUACAGACGCUGUCGGAGACAUUCAAUGUAAUCAAUUUACAGUAUUUUCCAACUGUAGUAUAAUCUGUAAUUCAAUUAAUUGUAGAAUAACUAAUGAAUAGUUUCCCGCAUUUUAUAUUGUUGUUCGUCAAUUUUUUUUUUUGGUUUUCCCCCAAAAUGCGACAUGCCUUCGGAAGGAAGAAGCUUGUUUUAUCGUUUUCCUACUGAUACAGAGACUCUGGGUUCGGACCAUAAGGUAAACUCAUAUUAGAGCGAUUCCACAAUUUCUGUCCACAAGGGGUGUAAUGAACAAUAUAGAUUGAAUAAUACCCAGUUAUUGUCAUUUUUUUAUUUUUAGUUCACUAUUUUGUUUAAGAUAGAUGUAAGAAAUAAUAAAGUUAAUUUUAUCCCACUAAGCCUUGGCAUUAUCAUGUAACGAGACUUUAUUUUAUUUCCGUCCCCAGAAAUUGCGAAUGUCAGGGUGGGACAUUCAGUGAAUCUGGAUUUUUCCUAAGUCAUUUCUUUCAUUUCCUUUAAUAAAAUCCUGAAUUUUAAAGCGUUAAAAUGAUACGAACGUGGUAAACUUUGUUUAAGAAAAGAGUAAAUAGGAUCAUUGUGGUGAGAAAGGAUAAAAGAGCGUGCAAGUCGGAUGAUUGCUAGUGGUUUCGGACCGAAAGUCAUGUUCAUCGUGAAAGAGCAUGCAUGAAUGGUGGUUGUAUACAUUUUGACAGAUCUUGUUCGUAAAUUAGACGGAAAUUUUCAGUCUGUCCAACUUCGAACGUUGUUUUUUGAGUAUGUUUGACUCAAUAAGCUUUUCAUGAAAGUCAACAUCGUCAAUGAUUUUGCUGACUUUUUUCUGGGUUUUCUUUUUUUUGUUAAUUUUUUUUUUUCUGUCCAAUGUUCAUAAGAAUAUAGCUUAGUCUGUCGAAGUUAACACGUUAAUAGUGCGUUAACACAAUCUCACUUAUGCCAUUAGAAUAAACUGUCGGCGUUAAUCGCAUAGGUUUUUAAAUGACAGUGAACUGGGCUAUAAUGUUAAGGAACACACGCAGAUUUUCUGCACUGAUGGCACACAAUAAAGUUAGUUUAUUCAUUCACGAUGUAUGACCUUUAAAUUUGAUAGUAAAUGUUGACAGGUUAUUUUAAUGUGUUAUGAACUUGUUCUAUUCUUUGCCAGUGUUCAUGAAAUGGUAUUAUUUUGUGCUACAGAGGCAAUCUUGCAGGAUUGUUUAAUUUUUUCCGUCCACGUUACACACGUUAUAACUUUGCACACUUGUAGGAGUUCCUUUGGCUUCUACAUUUGGCAAAUAAAUUUGAAAAAUAUACCUGUGGAAUUUGUUAGUAAUUUUGCUGGCUUUCAGUUUAUGAAAAUACCAGAAUCAAAAAUGCACCUUUAAGUUUAUAGAACAGAUAUAAAUAUAUAUAGAACAGUUUUUCCGUCCAUGUUACAUACGUUAAAUUUUACAUCAACUCAACUUUGAUCAAAGUUUACUAGUUUACCAUUGCCAGAUUUAUCCUGCCUUUCACACAGCUGUAACCCAGGUUUUCUCAGGAUGUUAACCUGAGGACAAUGGCUUUCUCCAUGAAGAUUGAUUUUGCAGGCUAUUGUCCUUGCAGUUAGGCCUAAACUGUGGAAUAGCCCAUUACAAUUAAUCCAUGUAAACACCACAUUUACCAGCCUUACGUGGUGAAAGUGAAACUUUAAUGAUGCAUAGUGCUGAAAGCCACGUUAAAAUUAAAAGUUUGCGGCCACAUGAAGCUGUUAGAAAGCAUAUAGACGGUUUCAUCGGGCCUUAGUAGCGCCGGCUACAAACACAGUUAAAGAUAAAGUGAUGAGUAAUGAAGUUGGGCGUGACAAAAUAGCACAGAACUCAUUAUAAUCAGUGAUGCUGUCUGCACUGGAUAUGGCGUGGUAAUGCGCAGCACGACGCAACAUGGCAAAUCCCCGACAGUAAACUGCUGCCUCGUUCUAUUUAUGAUGUACUGACACAAAGUUCAAAUGAUUUGCAACGGUCACUUUGUCGCAUCCAGUGCAGACAGACUUUAGCUGUUGUGGCGAGACAUGACAAUUGUCGUGUCCAGUGUAGUCACGGUGCUACAGUAAUAAAAAACUAAAAAACAAAACUGAAUUUGAACAAAAAGCACAGUCCAAUGAAUUAACUGUUACUGAUUUUAUGAUAAGGGGUAUCUGAUAUCUAGUAAUGUUUUAGUCACUUAAGAGUCAUUUAGUCUAAAAUAGUAAUCUAGUUCAUUAUUUACGUUUACAUUUAUUCAUUUGGCAGACAGUUUUAUCCAAAGCGACUUACACUUGAGGAAUACAACAAGCGAUUUUUCAUAAGAUGGCAAUAAACACUAGAUGUGCCUAUUAUACAAGGUUUCAGUCAAUGUUCAAAAUAGUACAAAGCUAGGAAAGGAGGAUAAUAAGAGAACAGAAAAGUGAAGAUUUAAAAAAAAUAUAUUAUUGUUAUGAGGCGGCAGUUAGAUGCUCAUUUUAUUGAAAUCUCAAUAAGCCAAGAUUUUAAUAUAUUAUAAACAUUAACAUCACUGUCUGUAAAGCUCAUUUGAAACAAAAUUUAUUAUCAAAAGCUCUAUAAAAAUAAAAAGGAUUUUGGCAAAAGUAUGGCUCAUAGCUUAAGACAGGAUUGAUGAAAAUACGUAAUUUGGUGAGUUAAUUGGUCCAAAUUUUUGUUUAACUUCUGAAGUGGUCUACCACCUGAAAAAAAUUUGAGAACCACUCCUUUAAUUGGUAGAUUAAAAGCUAGAAGCAUUUCACCUAGUUUAACUAGCACUCACUCCAAUAAUUACAAGCUGGUUCUGAGAAAUUAAAAGAAUGGAUGAAAAGCACAGCUUCCUCUCACAAGUCCUUCUCUUCGAUAAGAGGGCGUCACAUGGAAGAGCACUUUUCUUUACAAGAAAAGAUCAGAAUAUCAGAAUGUGUGACCUCCACAGAACAAAGCAUCUUCAUGCAAUCUUCUGUAUACAAACAAACUCCGCUUGUGCAAAAUGGAAGUAUUGUGAGGUGCAUGGCACACGUGUUGGCGGGUGGGACCAGACAAGAGGCGGAGGAAAAAAUUUCGCCAGGGGGAAAGGGUGGGGAGGGCUUAGUGGUGGUAGGUGGUGGGGGGGGUCAAUGACUGUGGGCCUGAGCAAAAGGGGAGGGCACAGCACACGUGAAAAGAUAUUUAAGCUGCAUCCGCUGCAGGCCCUCGGUGUGAGCAGACAUCUGAUUCUGAGAGAGAAAUCUCAGAGAAGAGAAGAGAAAUCUGUCCGGAGAAUAUUCUACAGUUCUAAACUUCAUUCUAAAGAGUUCUUCUCACAUUGCCCUCUCAUCUGACAAUUAUUCAAGAGAGCAACACAGCCAGGAUCGAUCAGCGUCUUCCACAAAAGACAGACAACUCAAACUUUCUCCGCACAUAAUAACGAAAAGCGUGAAGAUGACAGCUACAUCCUUGACUCUUUUGCUGCUGCUCCUAGGUCAUGCGAUGGCUCAGAGUUCCUUCAAGAAGAACUUGGCAACACCCAAACCAGCAAAACCAGCACAAUGCUGCGAUGAGGUGCGCUCCCUAAAGGUUCAGGUGGCCAAUCUGAGCAGCAUGUUGGAAGAAAUGAGCAAGAAGCAAGAGUCUGAUCUUAUGAAGGUCGUGAGGCAGAUGAUGGAGCUGGAAAAGCUUAACCAGCAGCACGAGGCCAGGGUCACAGAGGCCGAGAGCAAGUAUUCAGAAAUCUACAAUCAGAUCGAAAUCAUGCAGCUGCAGGCCGCCCAAUCUGCUCCACAGCAGAGCACUUCAGAUGCAACCUAUGAUUGUGCAUCCCUAUACAACAAGAACUACAAAAUUUCUGGAGAGUAUAAACUACCAAAAGAUGACUUCCUUGGAACACCUGAACUAAAUGUAUUUUGUGACAUGGAGAACAAUGGUGGUGGUUGGACCGUCAUCCAGAGACGCAAGAUUGGUCUGACAAGCUUCAACCGCGACUGGAAGCAGUACAAGAAUGGUUUUGGUACAAUCCGUGGUGACUUCUGGCUUGGCAACGAUCAAAUCUUCCGUCUGACCAGACAGCCCACAGUGCUGAGAAUAGAGAUGGAGGACUGGGAGGGUAAGACACGCUAUGCCGAAUAUGGCUUCUUUACAGUGAGCAAUGAGAUGAACAGCUACAAGCUCUUCAUUGACAAUUACAGUGGAAACGCUGGCGACUCUCUGCGUUACCACAACAAUACCAACUUCAGCACUAAAGACAAAGACAAUGACAAGUGUUUGGACAAUUGCGCAGCACUUCGCAAAGGUGGAUACUGGUACAACUGCUGCACUGACUCAAAUCUAAAUGGUGUGUUUCACCGCUAUGGGUCACAUACCAAGAAUUCAGAUGGCAUCUCUUGGUAUGGAUGGCACGGACCAAACUACUCACUGAAACGCGUGGAGAUGAAGAUCCGACCACAGAGCUUUGUACCAUAAAGACUUGGCAAAACCCAAUUUAUGUUCCUGCUCACCACUAAACCUUGGCAUCAACGGAUCCACAUAAUCUACAGCUUAAACUGGGCAAACUUUUUCAGGGGGAAUGCAUUUGUAUAAUAGAAUGUUAGGACUGAAUAUGUGAUGAAACGAUGUUUGAUUGUAAAUUGCAUUUUAUACAUGGUAUUUAUCUCUUAAAUAUUUUAUUUUCUUUAGCUUUUUCUAGAAGAUUUUAUGCACAUGAUCAUUGAAAGCAACAAGACUAAGCAACAAGCUGAUGUAAGCCAUUCACACAAAAUGAACAACUACAAGCAAUUUGACAGUUCAGAGACAUUAUAGUAAAUUCACUGGUAAAAUGAACUGUGUAAAAAGUAAAAUAUUGGAUGAUUAAUAAAUUGUAUUUUUAAAAAAAACCUUU